This is a messenger RNA of Schizophyllum commune H4-8, 2964 nucleotides long. RefSeq lists its product as uncharacterized. The record is from RefSeq and is a predicted model, not a curated record. The transcript has 7 exons. The coding region runs from base 1 to 2964 and encodes 987 amino acids. NCBI's taxonomy places the organism in Eukaryota, Fungi, Basidiomycota, Agaricomycetes, Agaricales, Schizophyllaceae.
AUGCCUAAUACGAAGAAGGCGAAGGGGCGCCGCAAGAACGGUCGGGCGGAGGGCGCCAUAGGGGACAUCGUACACGUUGAGCGGCGCGCACGCGACUCUGAACGCUCGAUUAUGGACGACAUCUGCAACGAAUAUCGCUCGCGCUUCCCUACAUGGGUAGCCUGUAGCGACGCGGACUAUGCCGCGUGUCUCCCGUGUGACCCGAACGUCAUCCUUGACGUUCCCGCGGGGGUCCCGAGGGGCUCGCCCGAGAGGGCAGCGGCCGCCCUUGACGUCGCGGCUGUGAACCAGCGCUUGCUUCGCUACAUAACAUUCUGCUCCGAGCGUGCUAUCGCACGCGCACCAGUCAACGUACCUCGCUCUUUGAAGGCUCUGAAGGUGAGCUUUUGGCACGACCCUCCCCAUGAUCUACAGCGCGUCGCUGACACAGGCGACAGAAUGGGGAAGAAUAAGAAGAAGGCGAAGGAAGAUCGCUUGAACAACAAGGGCUGGGCUGAAGGAUGUUGCGAGGAACGCGUCUUGCUGCCCAACGUCGACCGCUACACGUCGGCACGCCAGCGCGGGCACAUCUCCAAGCGACGCGUCAUGGCCGAUAUCUGCAACCAGUAUCAUACGUACUUCCCUCUUUGGCUCGAAGACCACCACGAGUAUCACGCAGUAUAUCGCCCAUACGACCCGAACGUGAUCGUUGAUGUUACGGUCGGCCUGACAGAGGACGAGAAGGAGGUGGCUCUCUUGCACAUGGACUGGCUCAAUAUGCGCUUGCGCCUGUACAUGAAAUACCGCUCGAGCGCUCUUCUCAUCUCCCCUCAUGUCUCCUUCAACUAUCAGAAAAACCCCCUCGCCAACCUCCUUCUCACUCUCAGUGGCUUCGAGCGCCGCCCGAGACGUCGGACUGGCCCGCAGCAGUACCAGCACGAGAACCACGACGCGCUGCAGUCCGCCUACGAAGCCGAGUGGAAGAAGCAGCUGCUUGAGGGCACGCGCGCGCCGAACAUCAAGCAGUCUGCACAGUUCCGCGGUAGGAUAGUUAGCGCGCAAUACGAGGCGCUGCCCGUCUCGGAGCAGGAGGCGUACCUCGAGCGCGCCAUCGCGGAGGGCGACGCUGUCCGCGCCGAGUACGAUAAGCUGCGUUCGGAGGGUCCCUCGGUAGCGCCGGCAGCUCGGCAGAAAGCCAUUAACGCUCUUCCUGCGUUCACCAGGAACAUCAUGCGCGGUCAGCAAGGGUACACGGGCUUGGUCGGCGCCAGCCUAUUCGGCGGUCCUAUCCCGGCUGCACAAGGUGAGAUAACCGCAUACUCGAUCUUCGCCGGCACCAAUCUCGCGGGUCAGUCCUGGAUGGACUUCGAUCCGGAAGGCCUGGCGAUCGCGAAGGACCAGUUCCUUAAGUUCGUCAAGACGUGCUAUACUCAAGCUGACUGUGACGCGGCCGCUCUUGAAGACGUCCACCUGCCCCUCGAUCUCGACUCCCUUAUGCCCCUCCCUGAGUUCAGCGACAGCGACGACGACUCUGAUGGCUCCGGCUCUGAGUCCGACGAGGAGCCGACCGCGACGUCGAAAAAGCGGAAACGCGCGUCGACCAAAGCGAAGCCCGCCGCUGCUCAAGCGAAGGCUGCCGCUCCCUCGAAGUCAAAGACCGCCAAAGGCAAGGCCUCCGCCACCGCCGCUCCCGCGAAGAAGACCAAGUCGCAGACGAAGACUGCGGGCGAGCAGUCCAAGUCGUCGUCCAAGCCAGCCGCGACUCCUACCGCGACUCCUACCACGCCACCCGAGCCUGCGCAGCUAAAGCCACGCGGCGCGUUCGACGUCCGGUGCCCUGCGGAGACGUACAAAUCCAGCGAUCCGCCGCGCAAGAACGAGGGCUAUCGUCGACUUGCCUGGGAGUUCCAGGCGUAUCUCGACUUCAUUCGCUACAUGGAACCGUCCUCGCGUACAGCGCGCUCCCUGGCAUGGACGGAGAACCACUACGUCGAUGAUCAGGGCUUCGUGCGAGAUCGGACCAAGGAGUACGACGAGGAGAUGGAGGCGGCGCUUAACGUGGACUCGGACGACGACUACGUGGACUCGGACGAGGAGACGCAAGGCAGCAAGAAGAAGAAGAAGAAGCUCCAGCCCGACGAAGAUGGAGUUCAGACUCGCUCGAAGGCCUCCACGUCCGCUUCGCAGGGCAAGAAGAACGCCGGGAAGGCGCCAAAGGCGAAGAAAGGCUUGUCAACGUCGACACCGGAGGCCGCUGUGACUACUGGGGCUGCCCCGCCCGCGCGUCCGGCGCUUACGCCGCCUGCUGCUUCUACGUCGUCUACCUCCCUGCCUGCACCUGCGACGACCGAGCCAGCGACCUCGACUCCACCGCCUGCGCCGACAACCACGCCAACUGCGGCAACCACGUCGGCAGCGACAUCACCGUCGGCAGCGACAACCACGUCGGCAGCGGCGGCGGCGGCGACAACCGCGUCGGCAGCGACAUCCCCGCCGGCUGGUACGGCGGUUGGUCUUGCUGGCAAGCUGACCGCUAUCCGAGAUGGUGCACGCCGGGCACCCCCGCGACGAGGCCCUCCUCCUGCGCUAUCUCGCCUCGUGCCAACUCUCGAUCUCACGCCGGAGGAGAUGGCGGAAGAAGAAGACGAUCCAGAUGCCGACAUGGACGUCGACAAGCCCUCUGCCGGGUUCCCGUCGUCGCAUCAGACAUCCCCUCGCGCGUCGCCUCCUCGCGCGUCGCCUCCUCGCUCGACUGCGCCCUCGGCACCCUCCUCGGCCACCGACCGGCACGCGGAGUCUUUGCCCGCCCUCCUGGACGAGGAACUGGAGGAGGAGGACAUGGAUCCGGGGGCGAACAUGGACGAGGACGACAUACCAACGUGCCCUGACGCCGCCAAGCCGUGGUUCCAAAACAUCUUCAACGUCAUGAACCAGCCGGACCUCGGCGAGGAGUACUGUAAGGGGGCGCUAGCCUUCCUUCACUAA